Messenger RNA from Acanthoscelides obtectus, 2187 nucleotides. The record is from the annotation of a GenBank genome assembly. Lineage: Eukaryota; Metazoa; Arthropoda; Insecta; Coleoptera; Chrysomelidae.
GCUCGGAUUCUGCGUCGCGCAGCGCCAUUUAUGCAGUAGUAUUCCCUUUAUCUUCGAAAACGUGGCAACACCGCAAAUGUAUCUUACCACAUGGACGUUGCUUUGUUAUAUGUUGACGUUUUGUUUUCAAACGUACCAUUUUUUUUGAUGUGUUUACUACCACUUUUUUUUAGUUUCUUUGUUCUGUCGUGCUACAUGCCAGAUUUUAGUGAAAAUGGAGAUGAGCCCCUGUAUGUGUCUUGUGGAUAGGAGGCAGACAGGAAAUGGAGCAAAGUGCAUUUACAAGAACUGCAAGAAUAAAUACUAUAAAGUUGCUGGAAAAGGAAUUAGAUUUUUUCGAGUGCCUAAGGAGGACGCCAGAUGUAGGCAGUGGCUUAAGGCAUGUGGUCGUGUAGACCUUAUUAAGGAGACUUUGAGGCAUCCAAAGCGUACAAGACGUAUAGGGUUUGUUCAGCUCAUUUUGAGCAGCACAUGUACAACAGUCCAGCAGAAAUGACUCACUUGUUACCCUCAGCCAUGCCUGCUUUGUAUGAAGAAGUUGCCUGUCCUAAUGUUGCUUUCAGGAUUACUUCUUGGCGCAUUCAUUGUAGAAUUGUGGGCAAACAUGGGCAAACCAUGGGUCAGACCUACUUCUUACAAAUACUGUAUGGUACCCAGUUGCACAAAUACAACCAUAACAGCUCCAGAUAAAUAUUUUUUUUAUGUGCCGAAGGAUCCGAAAAUUAGAAAACAGUGGUGUAGGCUGAUGAAUAGGAACGCUAAAAUUCCUCUUUCUGACAAAUCAACACUGUACUGCUGUGAAUCUCAUUUCAAUUUAGAAGCUGAUGCCGAAAACUACAUACGGUAUAAGCUAGUCGGCGGUAGAAUGACGUUGAAGUCUGGAGUAGUACCUCAUAUAUUUCGCUGCCAGAAAAGAACAAAACAUAGUAAAUCAAGAUCCGUUUUAGAAAAACUAUGCCGAAAAGAGAUAAUAUCAACACUUUUAAAUGAAACGGAAAAUCCAAUCGAGUUCGUUUCUUGCAACAAUGAUAGCAGUAAUGAUAGUGAAGAUAUGUCUUCCAAGGAGAUUCAAAGAAUGGAUUUAAGUCAGGUGCCAGUAGAUAUCAAACAGGAAUUUGACGAGGUUCCUGAUGAAAACAGUUUAGAUCAUCCUGAAUAUAUUGGGAUAAAAUUAGAAAAUGAAGAUUUGGACUCGACUUUGUUCACAAAUGCAAAUGAGGAAGAAGUUAAGAUCGAAAGUCAAGAUAUAAAAUUAGAAAUGCCUGUUUAUGAAGGAAAUUUUGUAACUUGCGACACCAUAAAAAAUGAGAUAGAUACUAGUGAGGGAGAGACACAUACCCUGGUAUUCAUGAGUAUCCACGAGCAGUUCAGGAUGGAGAAGAACUUAAUAGAGGCAGUUCGACGUCGAAAAAUAUUGUAUGAUACGUCGGAUGCCAGUUACAUGAAGACGAAGCUCAAAUUAGCGACGUGGGAGCAGAUCGCUAGAGAAGUCGCCAUGGAAUCUGGGUCCGAGGCAAAAGUAGUUUGGGAAAAAUUAAGGCAUUGUCAUAGAGACGCCCUCAGGAGGCAAAAAAAUUGCGUGAAAGGCGGCAGUUCGGCAGUGUCUUUGAAACCAUGGAGGUACCAAAAAGAAAUGGAGUUUCUAUUGCCUCACAUGGCGAAUCGAAAGAAAUACGCAAAUGUCAUUGGCAGUGGCGAUGAAAACAAUGAAGUCUACGAAAAUUGCCGAGAAGGAGGCAGAAUCCUGGAACCUGCUGGUGACGAGAGUGGAGGGGGAAUUCACAGAAAUUACACAGAAGAAAUUGAUUUGUCAGAAGAUAGCAUAUUCAGUCAUCCAGGAUCAUCAACAAACGAUACACCACCACCGUGGAAAAAAAUGAAAACAGAUAACGAGGAAAAAAGUUCGGCCCAAACGACAGAAAUAUCUGUAUUAAUGAACGAUCCCUUAUACCAUUUCUUUAUGUCAAUGUACGAAACAACUAAAAAAAUGCCAGAGACAUCACAGCUUAGACUAAAAGAUCGAAUAUUCAGGGCUGUCUCUGGUAUGGAAGCAACAUUACUAGAUAUAUCGCCGCAACAACCACAUUUUGAUUAGUUGUUUAAUAUAGAUGUAAUAUAAUUUAACCACUUCCUUGGUAUUUUUAAUUUUAACUUCCCACACCACUGUCGAAGAAAAAUUUCGAAAAU